Molecule: messenger RNA, 826 nt
Organism: Dermatophagoides farinae (American house dust mite)
Lineage: Eukaryota; Metazoa; Arthropoda; Arachnida; Sarcoptiformes; Pyroglyphidae
Source: RefSeq, a predicted model, not a curated record
UCGUUCAUUUGAUCGUUGACUGUUGAAGUGAUUGUUUCGUUGUGUGAUUUUUUUUUAACGUAGCUUUUCGAAUUUUCAACACACGUUUUACCGGCUUGUCAUUCGACUUGUUCUUUUGUUUGAUUUUUUUUUUGAUUUUGAUUUCGUAUUACAAAUAGUAAAAAUGCCGAGCACCAAAAUUGAUUCUCCCGAAGUUGAACCACAACCACAGGUUGAAAAGGUUGAAACUACUCCUACCAAGAAACCAAUUGAAGAGAAAAAAGUAGUUGAAGUUGAAGCUGAAAAAGAAGCCAAUGGUAAUGCUGAAAAAGACACCGAAGAAAAUGUUGAUGACAAUGGCACAAAAGCUGAAGAAACCAAUGAGGAAGCUGCUAAUGGUAACAAAGACAAGGAACAAGUAGAAGAACCAGAAGUCAAAGAAGAUGCCGAAAAAACUGAAGAUGAUAGUGAUGGUCCAAAAAGGAAAUCCAUUUCGAAUGAAGGUGAAAAAACCGAAGAAACAACACCAAAGAAAUUGAAAACUGAUUCCGAAACCGUAGAAAAAAAAGAAGAUGGUGAGGAUGUCACUUCUUCGGCCUAAAUCAUUCAAUGCUUGGACACGCUAAAUAUAACAGACACACACACACAAACACACCCAUACUUAAUCCCUUUUCAUUCAUAACCAUUUUCAAUUCAAUUCGUUUAAUGUCCACACACAUUUAUUAAAAAAUUUGUAAACAUUUAAAAAUUCCAAAAAAAUAAACUAAACAUUUGUCAUUAAUUUAAAGUAAUUGAUUUCUAAAAAUAAAGAUUUGUUUUUGUAAAUAAAUCUUGUCUCGUUGAUUUA